AUGAAGGGCGGCGCCAAGGUCAUCAUCGAGCAGCACCGCCACGAGGGCAUCUUCCUCGCCCGCGGCAAGGAGGACGCACUCGUCACGCGCAACCUCGUGCCCGGGGAGUCCGUCUACGGCGAGAAGCGCAUCUCCGUGGAGACGGACGGCGACAAGGUCGAGUACCGCGUGUGGAACCCGUUCCGCUCGAAGCUCGCGGCCGCGGUGCUCGGCGGCGUCGACAACAUCCACAUCAAGCCCGGCGCGAAGGUGCUGUACCUGGGCGCGGCGUCGGGGACGUCCGUGAGCCACGUGUCGGACAUCGUGGGGCCCGAGGGCGCGGUGUACGCCGUGGAGUUCUCGCACCGGUCCGGGCGCGACCUCGUGAACAUGGCCAAGAAGCGUCCGAACAUCAUUCCCAUCAUCGAGGACGCCCGGCGCCCCGAGAAGUACAGGAUGCUGAUGCCGAUGGUGGAUGUCAUCUUUGCUGACGUGGCGCAGCCGGACCAGGCGCGCAUCGUGGGCCACAACGCGAAGCAGUUCCUGAAGAACGGCGGCGGCUUCGUCAUCUCCGUCAAGGCCUCGUGCAUCGACUCGACGGUCCCGGCCGAGGCGGUGUUUGCCAGCGAGGUGAAGAAGAUGCAAGAGCUCGAGCUCAAGCCCAAGGAGCAGCUCACGCUGGAGCCGUACGAGCGCGACCACGCCGUCGUCAUCGGUCUCUUCCGCGCGAAGAAGUCGAAGAAGGCGGACUGA
Pedinophyceae sp. YPF-701 is the source of this 732-nucleotide messenger RNA. Lineage: Eukaryota; Viridiplantae; Chlorophyta; Pedinophyceae. The record is from the annotation of a GenBank genome assembly.